Molecule: messenger RNA, 720 nt
Organism: Aspergillus ruber CBS 135680
Lineage: Eukaryota; Fungi; Ascomycota; Eurotiomycetes; Eurotiales; Aspergillaceae
Product: phosducin family protein
Exons: 3
Coding region: 1-720 (239 amino acids)
Biological process (GO): protein folding
Cellular component (GO): cytoplasm
Source: RefSeq, a predicted model, not a curated record
AUGCAAGUCGAAGUGAAUCCCAACGAAGAUACUGAAUGGAACGACAUCCUCCGCCAACAUGGCAUCAUCCCUGAAAAGCCCAAAGAUCCAGAACCCCUAAUCCAAGAGGCGCUGGUCGAAGCCGAACACAAAGCCCACGAGAACAGAUUAGAAGAUAAAGAUCUGGACGAGCUCGACGAACUCGAAGAUGAAGAGGACGAAAAAUUCUUAGAACAAUACCGACAAAAACGCCUCGCCGAAUUAACAACCCUCCAAACCACCGCCAUCCACAACCAAGUUUACCCGCUCCAAAAAGUCGAUUACGGCCGCGAAGUCACCGAAGCCUCUAACCAGUACUUCGUCCUCGUACACCUCUCGUCCCCCUCCGGCGGCGCAAACCCCGAGUCCCGCAUCCUCUCCGAGAUCUGGCGCCAGGCGGCAGCCAAGUUUGGCGAUGUCAAGUUCUGUGAGAUUCGUGCGGAUAUGUGCAUUGAGGGGUAUCCAGAGAGGAAUACGCCGACGGUACUGGUUUAUAAGGAUGGGGAGAUUAGGAGGCAGUUGGUUACGUUGAAGGAGGUGGGAGGUGUUAGGACGAAGCUUGCUGAUAUCGAGCAAAUGCUUCUUGACUUAGGAGCGCUGAAAGAGAGCGACGUUCGUCUGAAGAAGCGAUCCAAUUCGGAAGAGGAGGACAGCAAGGCAGAAGAAUACAACGUGGAAGAUUACGACGAUGAUUGGGAUUAG